AUGUCCGUCUCAGCCUCGAUCCCCGACACCUCGCUUGGCCUCACCUCCUCCGAGAUCCAGAUCCUCCGACAACAGCAACAAAUUGCCCUCCAGAACAGCCAUGCCGGCAAUGGCGCCUCCAGAGGUCGCGGUGCAGGGAGAGUCAGUAACUCUAGUUCGCGCGCAACCAGUGCCGCCAGCAGUCAGGGCCGCUUAUUGCUGGAUCCCGAUAGUCUCCACGCACUGUCGCACCAGCUGGGCUCCUUGGAGCGUCGCAUCAGUGGCCAGAUCGACUAUCUCUCGCAACAAAUUACAGAUUCCGUCAAACGCAGUCGCAGCGGCGCAUUGAAAACCAUGCAUGAUGUCGAAGCGGAGAUGGCCCGUACCCGCUCGAUGAUGGCGUCUGCGGACGACUUGGAGAACGAGCUGGCUAAGAUCGCCCACAUUCGGGAUAUUGUGAAAUCCUUUCGUGGUCGAAUCGAGGGCAUAGAUCGUCGCAUGGAACAGUCCCGUCGUCGCCGCUGA
Molecule: messenger RNA, 504 nt
Organism: Penicillium pulvis
Lineage: Eukaryota; Fungi; Ascomycota; Eurotiomycetes; Eurotiales; Aspergillaceae
Exons: 2
Coding region: 1-504 (167 amino acids)
Biological process (GO): endosome organization
Cellular component (GO): BLOC-1 complex
Source: RefSeq, a predicted model, not a curated record